Messenger RNA from Zeugodacus cucurbitae (melon fly), 2524 nucleotides. RefSeq lists its product as uncharacterized. Lineage: Eukaryota; Metazoa; Arthropoda; Insecta; Diptera; Tephritidae. The transcript has 9 exons. The record is from RefSeq and is a predicted model, not a curated record. Bases 66 to 2513 code for a protein of 815 amino acids.
GACACAGUGCAGUGGCAGUGUAACGGUAACGGUUUGGAUGUUGUAACGGUAUAAAAUAUAAAAGAAUGUCAAAUCAGCUGUUCUUUCUGAGUUUAGCGGAUAUCUUCUCCGUUUAUCCGACAAUUUUCAAAGAAUUAAUAGCCACACGCGAGAAACAAUCACUCAUCUAUUUGCCGAGUGAUGCCGAUUGGCAGGAACGCAUGUAUUAUCGCCUUUUGGAGGUACAAAAGCGCGUUAACGAAGCCAUCGAUAGUGGAGUUGAGGUGGACUAUGUUGUGGUGCGUAAGGACACACAUUCAUUUAAUCACCUCACAGGCGUGCUAAAUAUAUCUCCAACAAUCUCACCAACCGUUUCGCCCAAUGGUUUCUAUCAAACACCGAAAAAAAAGUGUCAACCAAUUCGCGGAAAAUCUUUGAAGGACAAGAGUAAAUUUUGGAAUUUGAAAACAAUCGCGCUUGCAGCAAACCUACUCGCAAAACCACCAAAGAGAGUACAGUUCGAAAACGAACAUGAAAUGCGGAAAGUCUAUUCUCUGAUCUACGAUGUUUUUCGUUAUAAAGUUGUGCUCUCAAAUUCACUAAACGACAUUGAGUUUUAUGAACAAUUUCCAGAGUACAAGCAAGAUGAGAACCGCAUUUGGUUAAUGUUUUACGAAUUACUCGGACGAAACUUUAAGCAACGUUUUUCGGAAGAAAUCGACUUGCAAUACCAAUUAUUUCGCGAAUCAGAUGUUGAAGAUAUCGCCGAGCAACUGUGGAACUUUCGUAAAUCUUUAGCCGCUUCUAUAUCCCGCAUGAGAAUAAAAUUCAAUGCGCUCAGCCUUUCCAAGUUAUUGCCGAUUCAUCUACAAAAUGAAAAGGUUGCUAAUGCAGCAUCAAACACAAUGGUAACGGGUUGGAUAAACCCAUUUUUAUUACGUGAUAAAACCUCAGCUGAUAAUUUUCUACACGAAUGCGGCUAUAUACUGCAGGAAAGUGAUAACAUUCACAUGUUGGAUACGAAUCAUUAUCGCUGGGACAAUGUUUGUCCACUGUUUGUAUCCUGUGUGCCACAAGAUAAGGGCGACUUCACCAAAUCAAAACUAGUCACGCAACAUUACUUUAUCAUUCAGGACAAGGCUUUCUCGUAUGGGCCAGCUGUUAUGUCCCGGCUCCUCGAGUAUUUUCAGUUAAGCGGUGACAUACUACAGACGCACAUUUCUUCACCACGUUCAACGGCCUAUUUAGCUUCGCUCUUCUAUUCCGUGAAUCGAGUGAAUAAUUUCUAUGUUUACGGUGCAGGACCGAACCUCAAAGAAUAUCGAAAGUUUAUGGAAAUACUCGGUGUCAAUAACAUACGCAUUUUCGCAGAGCUCUUCACAUCAUUUCCAUUAGAGUCGAAACGUUUCGGAUACGUUGUCGGCAUUUUCGCCAAUCCGCCGAAUUCGUUUAGCGCUAUUUCCGAUCCAAUCGAUUUGAUAUGCUCACGUGGCGGUGACUUGAGUAUGUUGGAAGUGCUCACUGAAUCGGAGAUAAGUGACGAGGGCAAACGUAGAGUCUCACUAAUACUAGAAGAACAAUUACUCACACUGCAAUUGGCUAUGUCACGACCACAAAUACAAUUUCUGCUCUACCAAACGCAUUCGAUUGUUUCAUCGGAAAAUCAGGAUAUGGUCGAUUAUGCUGUAAAACUGAUCAACGAAACAUCGCUAAGGAAACAUCAAAGUGCGUUUCGUGAACGUAAACGUUUGGAAGCAAUAGCCGAAGCUGAAGCUGCUAAUAUACCCGCAGCAGCAAUGGGUUCGCCGCGGAAACGUGCCCCGAACACGCAAACCGAUGAGAAAGGAAAGGCUCAGACUGCAACAGAAGCUGGUGUGGGAAAAUCGGAUGGAACUGCUGAAGUGCCUGUAGCAGCAGAUGAUAGUGAGGAGAACGUAGUGCUGCCGGCGGCCGAUGAAUUUAUGUGCGAAAACAUACCGGAUAUUUGUAUUAAUCAGGACAGCUGUAUAAAACAACAUUCGAUUGGUUGUUAUCUUUCGUUAAUUAAAAGAACCAAAAUUACACAAUUGAAUGCCAAAUAUCUGAUCAAGAUGGCUGAGGCGAGAGGUCUCUUCGAUACGGCCGAUAAGAGUGGCGCGCCGAAAGUGAAGACCAUUAAAACGCAGGAAACAAAUGUUGAACCGAUUGUAGAAAGCGAUUACUUCAACGGUCACAGAGCAGCGAAGCAUAUUAAUAUAGACGAAUUGAUAUCGCGCUUGAUGACAGAUACAAACUCCAGUUUAAACCGCAUUGACGUAUCUAAAGCGUCCAACCUUAAUCAACCCGUCAAAUUUAAAUUUAAGCGAAAAGAAUGCAAACGUUAUAGGGCCUCAUUGCUAAAGGUCUAUCAAAUUUCAAGACGGCAGUCAAGUACAUAUCAACGCUGUUCAGUCGAAAGUUUGGAAGAGACUUGUUCAAUAGCGAUAUGUUGUUUAAAACGUAAAGGUUUAAAAAAGCAUCCAUAUCCAUUGCACAUACAAAAUUUAGUAAUAUGAAAUAAAUAUAA